Octodon degus (degu) is the source of this 3278-nucleotide messenger RNA. It is a transcript of the gene Znf341, whose product is annotated as zinc finger protein 341. The record is from RefSeq and is a predicted model, not a curated record. Gene Ontology annotation, cellular component: nucleus. The transcript has 15 exons. Gene Ontology annotation, biological process: regulation of transcription by RNA polymerase II. Gene Ontology annotation, molecular function: DNA-binding transcription factor activity, RNA polymerase II-specific; RNA polymerase II transcription regulatory region sequence-specific DNA binding. NCBI's taxonomy places the organism in Eukaryota, Metazoa, Chordata, Mammalia, Rodentia, Octodontidae. The coding region runs from base 56 to 2623 and encodes 855 amino acids.
CAAUGCUCGCGUAGCCCCGCUUGCCUCCCGAGGCAGCGGCGGCGGCGGUUCCAAGAUGGCGCAGGCAAUCUUCGAGGCCCUGGAGGGAAUGGACAACCAGACGGUUCUUGCUGUUCAGUCAUUGCUGGAUGGCCAAGGAGCAGUUCCUGACCCAUCAGGCCAGGGCGUCGCUGCGCCCCCUGCCAUCCAGCCACUGGAUGAUGAGGAUGUCUUCCUCUGCGGGAAGUGUAAGAAGCAGUUCAACUCGCUACCUGCCUUCAUGACUCACAAGCGGGAACAGUGCCAGGGCAAUGCCUCUGCCCUGGCCACGGUCUCCCUGGCCCCUAGCAGCAUCUACACACCUUCAGCAGCACCUGCCUCGGUCCAGCAGGCCCCACCUCCUGCCAACCGCCAGAUUUCCACAUAUAUCACAGUACCCCCAUCCCCACUGAUCCAGACCCUGGUGCAGGGGAACAUCCUGGUGAGCGACGACGUGCUCAUGUCCGCCAUGUCGGCCUUCACGUCCCUGGACCAGCCCAUGUCCCAGGUGCCCCCGCCUGUGCAGAGCACCCUGAACAUGCAUUCUGUACCCAGCUACCUCACCCAGCCCCCGCCGCCUCCGCCACCCCCACCACCCCUGCCUCCGCCCCCACCUCCCCAGCCUCCUCCCCCUCCCCCUCAGAGCCUGGGCCCCACCGGCCGCCCUAACCCUGGUGGGAGUGGUGUGGUGGAAGUGUACAGUGCCAAUGCGCCCCUGGCUGGGAGUGGAACAGUGGAGAUCCAGGCACUGGGAAUGCAGCCAUACCAGCCCCUGGAGGUGCCCAGCCCAUGUGUGGAGGCUCCAGUGUACCCCACACCCCCCGUCUACAGCCCGGGAAAGCAGGGAUUCAAGCCAAAAGGACCAAACCCUGCUGCCCCUCUUGCCAGUGCCACCGCGGGCACAGUGGCCACCUUUGAGCCCCCGCCCACGCUGAAGACCCGACGUGCUAAGGGUGCCGGUGCACUCUCAGAAGCUGCAGGGAAGCCCAAAGCACAGAAACUCAAGUGUUCCUACUGUGACAAGUCCUUCACGAAGAACUUUGACCUGCAGCAGCACAUCCGGAGCCACACGGGUGAGAAGCCCUUCCAGUGCAUCGCGUGCGGCCGUGCCUUCGCGCAGAAGUCCAAUGUCAAGAAGCACAUGCAGACCCACAAGGUGUGGCCUCCGGGGCGCAGUGGUGGCACUGUUUCUCGAAACUCUGUGACCGUCCAAGUCAUGGCCUUGAACCCCAGCAGGCAAGAGGAUGAGGAAAGCACAGGGCUGGGUCAGACCUUGGCCGGUGCCCCACAGCCCCAGGCUUUGCCCAUAGCGGGUGAGGAGGAGGGGGACAAGAUGGAAGCCAAGCAGGUGGUGCUCAUCGACAGCUCCUACCUGUGCCAGUUCUGCCCCAGCAAGUUCGGCACCUACUUGCAGCUCAAGUCCCAUAUGACCCAGCACAAGAAUGAGCAGGUGUACAAGUGUGUGGUCAAGAGCUGUGCGCAAACCUUCCCCAAGCUCGACACGUUUCUGGAGCACAUCAAGAGCCACCAGGAGGAGCUGAGCUACCGCUGUCACCUCUGUGGCAAGGAUUUCCCCUCGCUGUACGACCUGGGCGUGCACCAGUACUCCCACAGCCUGCUGCCCCAACACAGCCCCAAGAAGGACAGUGCUGUCUACAAGUGUGUCAAGUGUGUCAAAAAAUACUCCACACAGGAAGCCCUGGAGCACCACCUGCAGACUGCCACUCACAACUUCCCCUGCCCGCACUGCCAGAAGGUGUUUCCUUGUGAACGAUACCUGCGGCGCCACCUGCCCACCCAUGGCAGCGGGGGCCGGUUCAAGUGUCAGGUGUGCAAGAAGUUCUUCCGACGCGAGUACUACCUCAAGCUGCAUGCCCACAUCCACUCAGGUGAGAAGCCCUAUAAAUGCUCAGUGUGCGAGUCUGCGUUCAACCGCAAGGACAAAUUGAAGAGGCACAUGCUGAUCCACGAGCCCUUCAAGAAAUACAAAUGCCCCUUCUUGACACACACAGGAUGCAGCAAGGAGUUUAACCGGCCAGACAAGCUGAAGGCUCACAUCCUGUCCCAUUCUGGUAUGAAGCUGCACAAGUGUGCACUGUGCAGCAAGUCCUUCAGCCGCCGCGCCCACCUGGCCGAUCACCAGCGUGCCCACACGGGCAACUACAAGUUCCGCUGUGCGGGCUGUGCCAAGGGCUUUUCCCGCCACAAAUACCUCAAGGACCACCGCUGCCGCCUCGGCCCCCAGAAGGACAAGGACAUGCAGACCCGGAGGCCCCCCCGGAGGAGGGCAGCUCCCCGCAGUGGUGGCAGCGGUGGUGGGCAUAAGGCGGUGACCUCCUUGCCUGACCCACUGGAGCUGGAGGAGUUGAAGGAUACGGGGGCUGGGCCUGUGCCUGAGGUUACCCCUGGCAAACCACCCUUCUCAGAGCCGGAUGCUGUGCUGUCCAUUGUGGUGGGCGGCACAGUGGGCAGUGACCCUGAGCUGGUGGUACCUGGGCACGCUGAGGCACUGGGCUCCAACCUGGCUCUGGCUGAGCUGCAGGCCGGGGCCGAGGGCCCGUGUGCCAUGCUUGCGGUGCCAGUUUACAUCCAGGCCUCCGAGUGAGGCGAACUCAGCCUGUUGAGUUUGCUUUGUGGGUGCCCAGAGCUCGUGCUUGAAUCUAGCCCCUGGGGCCACCCAGUGGCAGGACAUUUCUGGGAUGCCAUUCCUGAGCCCUGGCCCAUGGCUGCCCUUCUGUGUUCCUGUUCUGCAGAGAGGUUCUCUGCAUGCUGGGAUUGGGACAGGGUCACCUACAGUUCCUGGACAGCAAUGGCAAGAGAGAGCCUGAACAGCCUGACUGGUAGUUGGACUGCCCAAGAGAGAAGACUCAGUGGUCUCACUCACCUCUCUUCCAGGCAGCCUUGGUGGCCUUCAGGCAAGCUGCUCUUGGGAGGCUGGAUGUGACCGGAGUCCUUAUCUGCUGGACUUUCUCUGUUUGGAUUCCCCACAGCCUCCACAGAUGACUCUGCAAGGCUGAUGUUCAGGAGGCAUUCAAGUGGCAUGGUUAGAGUAUAGCUAGGAGCCAGAGCUGGCUUCAAGUCUGCAUUGCCACGCACUUAUGUGACCCAGGGCAAAUCACCACACCUCUGAGCCCUGUGUUCCUUGAGUGUCCAGUGGGGCUUACAGUUGCACUACCUCCAAAGGUUGUCUUGGGGAACUGGUGUGAUGAAACACGUGCAAAUGACUUGGCAAGUGCUCAAUAAAUGUUUUUACCACUCUG